Messenger RNA from Aureobasidium subglaciale EXF-2481, 4490 nucleotides. RefSeq lists its product as uncharacterized. The transcript has 2 exons. The record is from RefSeq and is a predicted model, not a curated record. Lineage: Eukaryota; Fungi; Ascomycota; Dothideomycetes; Dothideales; Saccotheciaceae. Gene Ontology annotation, molecular function: protein binding. The coding region runs from base 287 to 4156 and encodes 1289 amino acids.
AUUUUCGCCAGGCAAAAACCAGUCAUCGUUCGGUCUUCAUUCUCUCGCUUUUAUCAGAUCUUCUUUCGCGCUUGAGUUUUGGUGCGAUCCUGUUUCCAUUCAAUAAACCCGACACUCUCGUGACUUUUCUCGGAUAUCACACCACCAAGGUAUUCUUGUACCUUUCCACACUGCAUUUUCGCGUGUUCUCUGCCGAUCAAGCCAUCGUCAGAUGAACCUGCAAUAAUUCUUUUUGAGAACCCUCUGUCUCACGUUCCCAACUUGAGAGGUCUCAUUCGCCGUCUCGAUGGUGUUCGUCAAGCCCACUGUUGGAAUCUCACGUCUUGCUGGUACAGCCUUCAAAUCAUUCACCCACGGAUACGCUCAGACUGUUGUCGCCGCUUCUCAAUCUUCCUACGCAUCUCAAAACACUGGUGUCACACCACUCGCGAGUAACUGGAUCCAUCGCAUUGGCGGAAACACCAGCACAUCUCAAGUACAACAUGUCCCCACUCAUGCUAGUUCGCAAGCAUCCCGUCAGGACAACAACCAAAGCGAUGGUCUAGCUCAGUACUACGAAGCAUGGCACAAACAUCACAAGAAUGGCGACCUUCGCGAAUGGCAACAAUUUCAGUUCCAGAAGUUGAUCGGAUACUCGGGUGCAGAAGCUGUGGAGAGCAAAGAGUUGGAAGAUGUCCAGGAAAGCAGCGCCAUUGAGGAGGUCGAUGAAAGUCUGGAAGACUCGCCGCAAAGAAGAAACUUGAAGCGUGCAUACACAACUAGCGCUGUCGACAACUUCGGAAAGGCAAUCGACAAUCAGGAGGCUGCUGCUAUCGCAUUCGCACAAGUCAACGAGGCCAUUGCUGAAGAGAUCAGCAAGACUAAGCAAGAGGUUGAAGCCGCCACUGAAUUGGCUAUCGAGGAUGAUGCACGUUCUGAAAAGACCAUUACGGCUAGCCAGGUUCCUUCGCAGGACUUGUCUAGCCCUGUCCUCAACGAGACCGCUGCCACUUCUAUCUCGGAGGUCGAUGCGUACACACAAGAGUUGGAGUUCAUGCUUCGCGACAAGCAGUACGCACGCAUCCCCAGUAUCUUCGAGUCUAUGCUGUACGCUGGUGUCAGACAACCUCCAGCCUCCGCUUACCAUGCUCUCAUGAUCUCGGCUAUCGAGCUUACAAAUGGCAAGCACCAAAAGGUUCCCAAGGCCUUGGAGGUUUACUCGGAUAUGCUUCGUCGUAGAGUGGUUCCGGAUGCUGAGACCUAUGCUGCUCUCGUCAACCUUCUUGCUAAUAGAGCUCUGGAAGCCUCGGCCACCAAGAAGGUUCUCGAGGAGAAGCGCACCCGUUAUGGCGGUAUGGAGACUGAAGACAGUUUCCUGUUCCAAUCUGAUGCGCUGGAAUACGCCAUCUUUGCAGAGGAUCAAUCUUUGAGUAUUGCAAUGGCCAUGUUCAACUCCGCAUCCUCCAAGGUUGAAUUCUCAACUAUGUCUUACGGUCUUCUCAUUCAUGCAUGCGCCAAGCAAGGUCGCAUCUCCGACAUGAUGCGUUUGUUCGAACACAUGUCUAGCAAGGAUGUCGUGCCUAAUGCAAACAUCUUUCCGGCCAUGAUCAACGCGUACGCAACCGCAGGAGACUUGCGAAAUGCCGUAGACUGCUACGACAACUACAAGAAGCUUGCCAUCGACAACGACGCUGGCUUGAACAGCAUGUCAAGAAUGGAUGAGACUGUCUAUUCUUCUCUGAUCAAGGCAUAUGCUGCGUGCGAACACUCUACUGGCGGUCAGAAGUUCUUGCGUGACAUCGAGUCUCAGGAGCAAAACGCUUUCAAGCGCCAAGCUAUCCGUGACACCGUUUACGUUGAGUCCUUCCUUCCUCUGUCGCUCAAGGCUGGUGAUUUUAAGGAAGCUUCCGCCGUCCUCGCCAACAUCUCGAGUGCCGCUUCAAUCAAUGCACUCAACUCAAUCAUUGUCGCUGCCGCUGACGCCGACAACUCGAUCGAGGGCACCAAGGCGUUCAAAGCUCUUGCCGACGUCGGUGCCGAUCUGGCUCCUUCUUCAAUGGCGAUGCUCGCCAUGCAUGUCCGCAAUGCAAACCUCGAGGCAGCUGAGCCAUACUGGCGUGUGAUUGAGAGCUCUCUGGCCGUUCCCGCUUUCAUCGAGCCGGCCACCAUGCGUGCUCUUGCGCUCAUCAGUGUUGGCCUUACCACUCGUGGCAUAUCGCAGACCCGCCGCAUGCUGAGCCGUAUAAGAGACGCUCAGAACUCGGCUUCUCCCAACCACGAAAUCACUGACAAGAUCGAGGAAGUCAUCGAAGUCCUUGGUAGCUUUGCUCUCAAGAACAACAACUCUCUCGAGAUUGGUGCAAGCAUUGAGCUUCUUCGUAUGAUGGUAGACAAUGGUGCUCUCGUCAACCCCAUUGCCGAACAUUUGGUUGCUUCCUUUGGCUCUCAGGAAAUCUCGCAGCUCAACGCAAGUGAUAUUGGUCUUCUGACUAAGAUUCAGUCGCGCAUGAUCCUUGAUGAGUCUGCUCCCGGGAUUGCUGGGGACGCCAGAUUCGCUUGCCUUCUGGAGAACAUCGUGUCUCGCGCCGUCCUGCCUGACGUCUCGACCGAGAACUUGAUCGAAAAGACUUUGAUCAACCUGGACCGCAGUGAUCUCAGCCGUCUCUGGAACAAUUACCGUUACCCCGUUCUUCCUUCUCCCGUCUAUCCGCCCGCUGUAAACUUCAACGCUUUCCCUCCUGCCCCUCUGGUACCGGUCUCGCCUGUAUUUGAUGAUGCAUUCGAUCCUUAUGCCAGUCGUACCGACAACAAGGCUUCGGUCGCCAUCACUGACCUUCUUGAGAAGUCUCAUGGAAAGUCUGCCGCUCAUCUGAACGAGGCAUUAGCAAAGUUCCGCAACGUCCGCCGCGCUGGUCGCGUACCCAGAUUCUUUGCCUACUCGAAGUUGAUCAUGGCUGCUGCCAAGGAGAACCAGUUUAGCCUUUGCCGCGACAUCUUGGAGAUGGCAAAGCAAGACGUUCCUUUCCUUCCUCAGUACCGUGUCGUCAGAUUUGGAUGGGUUUCCAUCCUCGACUCUAUGCUCUCAGCUUGCCUGAAUGUUGGCCGCCGCGACCUCGCUGCUCAAUAUCACCAGGACUUGCUUGACAUGGGAGCUUCACCAUCGGCUAACACCUACGGCUUGUACAUCACUACUCUCAAGGAGAACACCAAGACAUUCGACGAAGCUACUGAAGCAGUCAAGAUCUUCCUGCGCGCUAAGGCUGAGGGUGUUGAGCCUACUUCCUUCCUCUACAAUGCGCUGAUUGGCAAGCUUGGCAAGGCCCGCCGAAUUGAUGACUGUCUUUUCUACUUCGCUGAGAUGCGCAACCUUGGGAUUCGCCCUACCUCUGUUACCUACGGUACUAUCGUCAACGCUCUUUGCCGUGUAAGCGACGAGAAGUUUGCCGAGGAGAUCUUCGAAGAGAUGGAGGCCUGCGCCAACUACAAGCCUCGUCCCGCACCUUACCACAGCUUGAUGCAGUACUUCUUGACCACCAAGCGUGACCGCAGCAAGGUGUUGAGCUACUACGAGCGCAUGCGCUCAAAGGGCAUUCAACCUACCAUGCACACUUACAAGCUCCUGAUCGACACUCAUGCCACUCUUGAGCCUCUGGACAUGGCUGGUGCCGAGACUGUUCUUGCCGAGAUGCGUGCUGCUGGUGAGAAACCUGAGGCUGUUCACUACGCUGCACUCAUCCACGCCAAGGGUUGUGUUCAACAUGACAUGUCUGGUGCACGCUCUCUGUUCGAUACUGUUGCUUCCGACUCAAAGGUCAAGCUUCAGGCUUGUGUCUACCAAGCCAUGUUCGAGUCACUCGUUGCUAACCGUCAAGUCGCUGAUGCCGAGUCUUUGCUCGCUCACAUGUCUUCUCGUAGAGUUGAGAUGACUCCUUACAUUGCCAAUGCACUGAUCCACGGUUGGGCACUGGAAAAGGACAUUGUUCGUGCUCGCCAUGCUUUCGAUCGUGUCAGCUUUGCAGACCGCGAGCCCAGCACAUACGAGGCCAUGGUUCGUGCUCACCUUGCCGUCGAGGAUCAUGAGGGUGCUCAGGCUGUCACCUCUGAGGCACUCAGCAGAGGAUACCCUGCUGCUGUUGCCAACAAGAUUGCUGAGCUCAUCAGCGGUGGCAGACAAUAGUCUGUCCUUCCUUCUGUUACAUUUUUCACUUCAAUCAUUUCCUUUAGCGUUUUGAAGCGAACUGUUAUGAGAAACACGAAUAACAGGAACGGCGUCUUGGGUUUCGUGAUCAAAGCAUGGCGUCAAAAGCAGGGUGGCUUUCUAUCUUUUUUGGUGUUGACAUGUACAAAGAUAUCCGGGAGAGUAAGGAAGGCAGAAAAAGCUGCGUUACCACUCUCCCAUGCGUUUUACUGGUUGGAUUGCUCUUCGUUUUCUCUAUAUAUACAUCUCCUCUCUGCUGGGUCAUUGAUAUCAUAUACUCUGAAAGAAUUGGGUAUGUGAUUAGAUCUGGGGU